GAGGGGAGUGGGGGAAUGUUUGAAUGAGACUUUUAUUUAUGUGGUUCAGAUAGCUCAGCGUUGCCUGUGUCGGUAGAGAUGUUGUUCUGCUCUUAUUUCUUAGGCUGCUUGCUGUAUUUUUAGCUGGGAAAAGUCUUUACUUUGUUUGUACAAAACCUCUGCUAUGUGGUAUGGAAACUUUGGGGGGGUGGUGGUGUGAGUAUUUAACAGGGAGAGUAUGAUCUAUUCACACUGACUUCCUAACUCGUUUUAAACUCUCUUCUAAAAAAAAAAAUCUCAGCCGGAUUCUUUAAAAAAUAAAAUGAAAAAUGAGGAACAUUGUUGCGCAAGAACUGGAAAGAACCCAAAUAGUUUGCUUACUGUUAAAAUUGCGACAUGACUGGAAACAUUUGGUAAAGAAAAAUUAAUUGCGUGGUGUAUUUGUGGUUUCCUGUUGAAUCUCAAUUUCUAGAGGAGGUUGAAAAUCCCAUGGAUGUUUCCUCAGAUUACUAGAUAGCAUUAUACCUUGUGUGCAUGAUGAAAGACCUUCAGUAAAGCGUGCCAGAUAUCCAUGGCUUGCUAUAAAAAGUCUCUCCCAUCUGGAACAUGACUGUUUUCUCCUUUUUAGUAGGAUGAUUUGAGCAGAGAUAAACAUGCAGUGAAAUUUAGCCUGGUCCAAUCUUACUCCACUACCAGUAUGGAUUUCCUUGCAGUCUGGGAGUCACCUGAAGGAGGAUGCUUAGCCUUUUAAUGAGCUUUGAAGCCAUGGGUAGGGAUGGCUGGUGAGGGAGGAGGGGAGGACCAAGCAGUUGUCAUUCAGCAGAGGAUGGGCUUGAAUGUGGUUGAAGAUCUGCUCUGGGUCAUCUCACGUCACUCCUGAGUAACGAUCCUGUGCAUGCUGAGCUGCAGAGCCAGAGCUUGGGGGAAAUCAGCUGGGAGGACUGCUAGGACUGUUUGGAGUCCUUCAGCUGCCCUCUGAGAGACCCCACCAUGGCCAGUCACAAAGCCACUUCCACACAGAGCUGGAGCACCUGGUUGUGACCGUGGUCACGCAUAGGAAGGGCUGGAUGGACAGGCAGGGUGGUGAAUGCUGGGGAAGAUUGCUGAAGAACAUGGUGGUUUCCCCUGUCUGGAGGCUUGGGGAGUGUCUGAGAGCUGCUGGGUGAAACCCUGGCCUGGAGACAUCUGGCCAGGGGUCAGAUCAGAGCAUCACAUUGGCCCAGAGCCCCUGCUCUGCCUCCUCGUUUGAUCACACAGAUGUUUGUGUAUGCAGAGGCAUAACUCAUGAUGACACAGGGCUUAAGGUUGUGAAAUCUUUGAGGCUCUUCUCGGUAUUCCUGUGGGAAGGGAAGAGUUAUCCCUCAGAUAAUUUCCAUGGGGAAAUAGUUAAUCUCAUAAACACCAGAGGUUGUUUUCUAAAGCGAAGGCAGGGCUGUGGGGGAGCGUGGUUAACCAUGUAGAGUGAAGACAGGCUGAAGCUCAUAAAGGAAAAAUGUAUGUAGGAGUUUAUAGAUGUAUAUGCGUGUAUUAGAACUUCAAUUUGAGAUCACUGACUGAGAUUAGAAUGAGCUGCUGUGGAGCUAAACCACUUACAGAGAGCUGAGAGCAACUUUUUGAGAUGGAUGGUGGCCCCACAGCUUGAUGACUGAGAACAUGCACGGUUUAAAGUCUGCUUCUUUAAAGUGUUGGGUUUUUUGGUGUAGUUUGAAGUAAUGAAAAACUUAUUUUAGGAUUAAUGCCCAUCCAGCUUCCUGAGAAUUCCUAUCCAGUUUUGGAUGUCUGUGUUCACUCUUGGGCUGUUGGGAGUUAAAUUUUCCUCUUGCCUCAAUUGUGGAAACAGUCUUCAUUUAUCGUUUCCCAGUUUAGCUCCCGUAUUAAAAUUAUAACAAGGCUGGGAUUUAUUUUUGUCUUGUGUACAUUUAUCUCCUGUGUAUCCUUGUGUCUAUUAUUAGAGUCCUGCUCCAUUGCUAAAUGGAUUGGCCGAGUUCUUGGGGACAAAUAUUGAAGCAUAUGACUAGACUGCAAUACCCCUCAGCCACUUGGCUCUGCAGUAUUCGUAGUGCCUGGGUUUACCCAGCUUGUCACAGCUUAUUUUAAAUGCUGAGGCUGCAGUGGGCAGAGCCAGCAGAUAGGAGAUCUUAAAUGGCAUAUCAGUUUGUAAGUGAAAGGAGGGAGGAGGUGGACAUGGAGGGGAAGCUCCAGCUGAGAAUAAACAGAUAACAGUGGUGUGGUUUUGGGGAGCAGCUGAGUUGCGUGGCCUGGGUACAGCCCUUUUGUUUAGAUUUUUUUAUUUGGACUUUCUUUUUUUUCCUUGACAGGAUAUUUCUGUUUCAGACUGAAAAUCAGGAAAUGUUGAAUCCUCUGGGAGAGGACUGGAGUGGUGGUUGGAUGGCCAUGAGCUUACCCUUUCCUGAGUUAAAAAACAAGCUUUACAUAGGUUCCAGCCAUGUUUCAAAGUCCCUGUGACUUCUGCCAGUCAGUGGCUGAACAUUUGUCCUCCAAUUUCUCCCUGACUUCUUGGCUUGCACAGGAGUGAUUUGUGUUUCCACUGAUCUUUCCUUCUGGUUCCACAUCCAGUCUGAGCUAGCUGGUUUUUUUUGGUCUUUGAGGAGUUUGCUCUGUUUCAUAACUUUGCUGUUGAGUAUCUUCACCACGUUCUUGCUUUGCUUUCAGGAUCUCUUUGUCCUUGUGGCCUCUUACAUGUCUGCAGGUCUCUCCCAAGUUUUAGGAAGAUGCUCAGGGCUCUGCACACUGUAUUGUUAGGCCUUUCUGAGGUUUAGUUUUCAGUGCUUUUAAAUAAUUUUUUAAAUUGCGUAGGCAGUGCCUUUGGCAAGGACAUGGUCCAGAACUCACAGAAACAGAGGAGACUCUUACUGGAGUAAAGCACGGCUUGGGAUCAGAUUCUUGGUUUGGUUUUUAUUCCCUUCCACUUUGUUUCACCAAAAGAUGUGAUGAGCUACUUCCCUACUCUGAUUUGUUGGAUUUUUUUUUCCUUUCUCUAUUGUCUGCAGGAUUUUCUCUGCUACUGGACUUCUUGAUCCACUUGGAGAGGCAUUGCCUAGUAAUGUCAGCUUUUUUUUGCACAGAUCCUUGAAUGAGUCGUCUUUUUCCACCUCCUCCCUUCUUUGUGUUCCUCAUCCAACAUCCUUUGGUUCCUACGUACGUGCCACAUGCUUCCUUUGUUUUGCCUGUGUUAACAGAAUUUUCUGACGUUGGAGCCUGUUCUGGAGGAUGUGGCUUGGCCCUUGCAAAGCUUUUUCUCUGCUGCAGCCUCUGGUGGAGGCAGGUGUGCCCAGUGUGCAGUGGUACCUGGGGUGGGUGUGCUUUUUGGAGGCUCUGGCUUGUGGAGCAGAGGGAUGGUUUAGCCCUGGCCAUGCAGCUGUGGGUGUAGGAGUCUUGGAGCUGCAGGGUAGGAUCAGCACACAGGACUGAGUUUCCUAAAGGAUUUUUUACUGUGGCCACAGAAUUGCUUGGCAGGUGGAGGAAAGUUGAUCAAACAAACCUGCUUCCACCAAUUGUCCAGCUUUUGUAUUUCUUUUGGGGAUUUUUUUUUUUUUUCAAUUUCAUGGACUUUAAAGCAUGCGUGAUUGAACAGUUUAAUUAACUGUGGGAACUGCUGGAGAGAACUUACUGGGAUUUUCUGCAAACCUUGCUGCCCUUUUCAUGUUUUUGGCUCAGCAGAGUUGCUGUGAGCAAGCAGGCGGGAGUGCCCGAGGAUGUGGCCCAGGUAAGAUGUUAUCACCUGAACAGAGAUCAAAGUGCCUGUGCAGUUGACUCUGGUGUGUAGGCUGGCUGUUUGAUGGUGGGAACCAGCCCCUGAUCUGGUCCCCCCACCUGGAAAGGCUGCUCGUGGAGCUAAGGUGCACCUUGGGCACAUUGCUACUCUUUGGGUCAUCUUCUCUUCCAGCUGACACCUCAAACUGUGCCAGAGGCUGUGAGACUGGUUACAGGAGGAAUGUCAGCAGUGGUGUUAAAGUUGUAGGAGCUUUAUGGAAACCUGGAGGUUUGUCAUGGCCUGCCAGAGUGUUUUCAGAGGCUGCCAACAGGUGAUACUUCAGCUUGUAAUCCUGCUCUCCCUGCAGUGAAUGGGUGAAGAGAGGCUCCCCAUGACUUUGCAGAGGUUGGCCUUCAGCCCAAGUUUUUCUCCUGGUCCUGUCAGGAAAGUCACCGUGUCUGGGUCCCUUGGCAUGGCUGAACAUGGGUUUUGCUGGCCAUGGGAACCACCUGGGGGCUGGUACAGGAGCUGUAAGUGGCUGCAAGUGGCUCCUUCUCCAGGGAGAGCAGGAGAAGUGAAGAUCCACCUUGGAAUAAUGGAGGUUAUAACAACAAGGUUCUGGCUUGCGUUUCCAGCUUUAUUAGCAGUGAUCAAAAUUGAUUUUCUAAUGUUUUUUUCUUGUGCUCCCAGUGAUUUUCUGUGGUCAAAUCUGCCUUCUUGUUUUGUGCGGGUGCAUGAAUGGAUUGUAUUGGAGCUGGCUUUCAGGCUACAGAGUCUGCUUCAUCCUGACACCCAGCCCUGAACAUGCCCUGGCUGUGCAGUCUGUCCAGAGGCUGUACGUGAUCAAGCAUGCACCUCAUUGGUCUGGAAUUGUUAAAGGUCAAGGAUAUUAUUGCAGAAGGUUAAUUUACAAAAAAAACCCAGCAACAUUCUGUAAGAGGUGCUGGUGGUUAUUUCCUUUAAAUCCUUAGAUUUGGGGUUUGAGGGGAAAAAUUAUUAAAUGAUGUCUUCAAGCUGAAUAAAGAAGUCGGUAUUGAAUGUUCUAAUGUCUUACAGAUGCUGUGGGGUUUUGGGGUUUUAUUUUAAGUUUAACAAUGGAAGUUGGAGUGGCUCCAGCACCAUAAAGAAUAGUCUGUUUAAUUAAGGGUUUAAGCUGGAAGAGUGUGUGUAGUGUGAUGCCAUUUUAAAGUUUCAGCAGGGUUUUGUAGUUGUUAUUCCUCAUCUUGCAUCAUCCAUCCCUGUGUCUGGGGUCAUGGUGGGGCUGGGUGUUCCUUACCCAGAGAACAGAGGUUGGUCUGUGUAAGAGCAGGAAGGUUUCUCCAGAUGUUUCUGACUGAAUUAUUUUCUCUUUCUCGUGACUCCUGAUGAACACCUUAAGGUGCUGUCUUUGCAGGCACAUGAUAUGUUACGCACAGGAGGAAAUACCAGCUUUGGUUUUCCCUAAUAGCUUGGGGUUUUUCUUCAGGCUGUUUUCUGGUCAUGUUCUUUUAGAUGUCAUCUUAGUAACAGCAAAUUGGGAUGGAGGUUUUGGGGGAAGGGGCAGGAGACUGGGAUCAUGUGCAGCCUGCUCAGGGAGGUAUCCUGAGACACACUGAGGUUUCACUGGAAUGGAGGAGCAGGAGAUGGAGCUGUGUCUGUGGCAUUCAGAGCAGGGCUAAGUCCCAUCCCCAUGGAAGUUCUUAGGGUUCUCUGUGGCUCAUUCACCUGUAACCUACCGGGGUGAAACCCAGAAGGUUUACCAUUAAAAAGAGACUAAAUUAUUAUUCUCACCUAGAAAACACAAAUGUUCCAGUCAUGUGACAGAGUCCUCAUUAGAAAAAACAACAUUAAGAGAUUUAAGGAUGGCACCUCUUAACUUCAGCCCAUUCUGAGCUCAUGAGAUUCAGGUAGAUGCUCCGUGACAGGUCUGCUUUUCUUCCCCCUCAUGUGUGGCUCUACUUGGCUUUCUGGUAGCAUAACGUGUAUUUAAUUAUCAGCAGCAACAGCUGCUGCUCUUGGCCAUCUUGCACACUUUGGUACAGGAACCAGCAUCUGCCAGGGUGUGCUGCAUCCUGGUUUGUGCUGAGAUGAUUGCUUGACUCUUUUUUUAAUUUUUUUUUUUUUUCUGUGGGAAUUAGGCUCUUCUGUGGCAUUAGGAAUUGUAGCCUUGUAUCAAAGGCUGAGCAGCUGGGAGCCUGACAUGUACCAAGGAACCUUUAUGGUUUGCAUUUAGUCUCUCCUGGUAUGUUUAUUCCCAUAAAAUAAUUAAUUGAACUAGAGCUCCAAGCGGUGUUAUCACCUCUACACAUUAGAAAAUCAUAAUCAUGCUCUGCAACUUAAUGAGAUUUAGAAAGAAGUGUUCUUUUUUUUGUUUGCCUUCUGGUUUUGAGUGUUAAAGACUCCCAGGGGUCGUGCAUUCAAGUCUUUCCUGGAGAUCACGGGGGCAGUGGGCUGCUGUGUGCAGAGGGCUGCCAUGGAGAGCCACCAGGCAGAGCAGGAGCCUUUGGAUUUCCCAGCGUUCUUGCCAGAAAUGGAGCUGGAUGGUGAACGCUGGCAACACUGUUUGAGAACUGAGCAUUGAGAAUGGAGUCAACUCUGUUUUUUGUGGUGGCCUUGGCUCUGCUGUUCUUCAGUUUUCCUUUUAAUUUCUAUUGUUUUCUUUGCUUAUUUGCUAACUUGCAAAAUUCAGCAAAUUGCAGAGGAUCUCCCAGGCCUUGGGGUGAGUUUUCCUCGGGGCUGCAGCGAGCCAGCACACGGCCAUGGCGCUCACUGAGCUCAUGCUCAGAGCUGUAAAUGCAGCUGGGACCUGCUGGCCUUUGGGUGGUCAGGGUCUGUGCUGGGGUCAUCCUGGACAGAGUGUGUGGGUAGUCAGGGUAAACAUUAACUUCACAUGAUCUCGGGGGCUGCUCUGUGUGUGUGUGUGUGUGUGUGUUAGCUGCUCAUUUCAGUAGGAUUUGGUUGAAACACAAUCAUAAGGCUCCUUAACUUCAUCAGUCUUCCUACACCACUGACACUAAUGAUGGCUUGAGUGUCUGUUCCUCUUCUGUUUGAGUUUUGCUGCUGUUUCUCAGUCUUGCCAGGAUGUGGUACUGCUUUUAACUCAUUCAGCUUCAGAAUAAGCCCCAGCAGUAUGGGCAGGUUGCCCUGCGCUGCCACAGGGGCACAGGGCAUCUCGAGUGCAGCUGGCUCUCCGGGACAUCCCUGCAAUGCUGUCCCAACAGGACACAUGACUUCUCCCAGCAUUUGAUGAGGGAGGAUUUAUGAAGCAUCUUGCUGCCCUGCAGCUCUGCAUAUCACACCCAGAGCCACACCAGCCUGCUCACAGCUCGCCCAGGAGGGCACUGACACAACCACAUGCACAAAGUGUUAUUUUGUGGUCUGUUUUCUCUCAGGCCAGGCAAGCUGGAGGAGAACCUCGCACGCAGCUCGCUGGAGGCAGCGAGCAGAGCAAAUGUACCUGCUGAGUAACAGACUGGAAUAACCCCAGAAGAGCCCAGAUGGGGUUGUGGCACUUUACUGCAGAUGCUGUGUCUGUGACAAAUCAACAAAUCCAGUAGAUGGGAAACGGAUCCGGCGUGCUGUCCCUGGGAAGAGGAGCAUCCCCUGCUCCACUGCCCCGCGACCCUGGACUGUCUGGGCAAUUCCUGCUGGUGGUGCAGGAAGGAAAUGGUUAAAGGAGGAGAGGUUGUCAAGUUGGGUUAGCCAUCAGAUAGCUAAUAUUUUAGAGGUUUUUCAGAGCUAAGCUAUAAAAAGGCCGUAGCAGUAUUUCAACUCGCCCAUUGUCUGCUGGAAGCCAGCCAGCGUUGCCAUGCCGACGAGGAAUUAUUACUUGCUGCCAGAGCUGGAGGAAAAGCUCAUACUUUUGGCUUCAAAACAGGAGGGGUGGACUUAUGUAAUCCACUGUGUUUAUAGGCUGAGACUGGCAGGAGCAUUGAGAAAUAAUUACAGGCUUUCCAUUUCAUUUCCAGAUUGGUUUUAAGGCUGUGUGGCCUCGCUUUAUUUAUUUAUUUUGAAGUUAGGAGAGUGGCUGCAAAAGAUGCAGGAGGUGAUGUGGGGAUGCUGCUAGCUAUUGCACGACGUGGGGAGCGCACACACGAUGAAGAGGAGCUCUCGGCUCUCCUAAUCCUUCGCUGGUGAUUCGGAGGCAGUGCCUGCCCGUUGGCCAUGUCUGGCUCCACGCAGCCCGUGACGCAGAGCUGGCGCGCGGCCGAGCCGCGCUACCCCCCGCACGCCAUGUCCUACCCGGUGCAGAUUGCCCGCCCGCACGCGGACGUGGCUCUGUUGGAGUACCAGCAUCAUUCCAGGGAUUUCGCUUCCCACCUCCCGCCAGGGUCUAUCAUGCAGCCGCAGCGCCGGAGGCCGUCCCUGCUCUCCGAGUUCCAGCCGGGCAAUGAAAGAUCUCAGGAGCUGCACCUGAGGAGCGAGGGCCAUUCCUAUCUCUCUGACCUGACCAAGCCGUCGGACUUGGAGUUCAUUGAAAGCAAGAGGCCACGCCUGGAGCUGCUGCAGGACCCUCUGCUGCGGCACUCGCCUCUCCUGAGCCAGAGCCAGCCCGGGGGCACCGACGACCUCUCCAAGGAUCGUGGCCUGCCUGGCAAGCUGGAGCCCGUGUCACCCGUGAGCCCUGCCCACGCCGAGGCCGAGCUGGAGCUGCUGCCCGCCCGGCUCUCCAAGGAGGAGCUCAUCCAGAACAUGGACCGCGUGGACCGCGAGAUCACCAUGGUGGAGCAGCAGAUCUCCAAGCUGAAGAAGAAGCAGCAACAGUUGGAGGAAGAAGCAGCCAAACCACCAGAGCCUGAAAAACCCAUCUCUCCCCCUCCUAUUGAGUCCAAACAUCGCAGCUUGGUGCAGAUCAUCUACGACGAGAACAGGAAGAAGGCGGAGGCUGCCCACCGGAUCCUGGAAGGGCUGGGUCCGCAGGUGGAGCUGCCGUUAUACAACCAGCCUUCAGACACCAGGCAGUACCAUGAGAACAUUAAAAUAAACCAGGCAAUGCGGAAAAAGUUAAUUUUAUACUUUAAGAGGAGAAAUCAUGCGCGCAAACAGUGGGAACAGAAGUUUUGCCAGCGCUAUGACCAGCUGAUGGAGGCCUGGGAAAAAAAAGUGGAGCGCAUUGAAAAUAACCCACGGCGGCGUGCCAAAGAGAGCAAAGUGCGGGAAUACUAUGAGAAGCAAUUCCCGGAGAUCCGGAAGCAACGCGAGCUGCAAGAGCGCAUGCAGAGGUUAGAGGAGAAGCGCAGGGUAGGACAGAGGGGCAGUGGCGGGCUCUCCAUGUCAGCCGCACGCAGCGAGCACGAGGUGUCCGAAAUCAUCGACGGGCUCUCAGAACAAGAGAACCUGGAGAAGCAGAUGCGCCAGCUCGCCGUCAUCCCGCCCAUGCUCUACGAUGCCGACCAGCAGCGCAUCAAAUUCAUCAACAUGAACGGCCUCAUGGAUGACCCCAUGAAGGUCUACAAGGACCGGCAGGUGAUGAACAUGUGGAGCGAGCAGGAGAAGGAGACCUUCCGGGAAAAGUUCAUGCAGCAUCCGAAGAACUUCGGCCUGAUCGCAUCCUUCCUGGACAGGAAGACGGUGGCUGACUGUGUCCUCUAUUACUACCUGACCAAGAAGAAUGAGAAUUACAAGAACCUCGUGAGGAGGAAUUACCGGCGGCGUGGGAAGAGCCAGCAGCAGCAAAUGCCCCGAAGCAGCCAAGAAGAGAAAGAUGAAAAAGAGAAAGAAAAAGAGAAGGAGGGAGAGAAGGAGGAAGACAAGCAGGAAACAGAAAAUGACAAAGAAGAACUGACAAAGGACAAGAACGACGACACGUCCGGAGAAGACAACGAUGAGAAGGAAACGGUCACCUCCAAAGGUCGCAAAACCGCCAACAGCCAGGGCCGGCGCAAGGGCCGCAUCACCCGCUCCAUGGCCAACGAGGCCAACAACGAGGAGGCAGCCACGCCGCAGCAGAGCGCCGAGCUGGCUUCCCUGGAAAUGAAUGAAAGCUCUCGCUGGACCGAAGAGGAGAUGGAGACGGCUAAAAAAGGUCUCCUUGAGCAUGGGCGGAACUGGUCGGCCAUUGCCAGGAUGGUGGGCUCCAAGACCGUGUCGCAGUGCAAAAACUUCUACUUCAACUACAAGAAGAGGCAGAACUUGGACGAGAUCCUACAGCAGCACAAACUGAAAAUGGAGAAAGAAAGGAACGCCAAGAGGAAGAAGAAAAAAGGCGCCGCCGUUCAGAACGAAGAAGCCACCUUCCCUCCCGCGGCUGAGGACGAGGAGAUGGAGGUGUCAGGGACGAGUGGCAACGAGGAGGAGAUGGCAGAGGAGGCGGAAGCUGCAGUAAAUAACAGCUCCGACACCGAGAGCAUUCCCUCGCCAAGGCCCGAAGCCAAAGAAGGAGGCGAAAACGGGGCCAAGGCACCACCCGGGCCGGGAGGUGACGCCGGCACAGAGCCGGCAGUCAAGUGGGAAGAGGCUCCAACACCCCCCGACGCUCCCCCUGCUCCCCCUGCCAACCCCGCUCCUGCCGCCAGCCCCCCGCCGGAGACGGCUCCCGAGGCACCCAGCACCGAGGAGAAGGUGCCGGAGGACCUGGUGGUGGACGUGGUGAAAACGGAGGAGCCGGAGGAGAAGGCGAGCGAGGAGCCCUGCAAGAGCGAGGUGAAGAAGGAGGAGAGCGAAGAGAGCCAGGAGAAGGACAAGGGGAAUGACAAGAAGGUGGAAAGCGGCGUCAGCAGCGCGGGGACGGCGGGGACGGAGGGGACGCCCAAGGCCGAGAAGAAGGAGAGCCACAAGGGCAGUAAAGGCCCCGGGGUGAACCCCGACAGCGACUCCAGCGCGACCUGCAGCGCAGACGAGAUGGAUGAGCAGGAUGCUGUGGACAAGAGCAGGUUGCUGUCCCCCCGGCCCAGCCUGCUCAACACCGCCAGCGACACCCGGCUCAACUCCUCGCCGCAGAAGCCGCUGGACCUGAAACAGCUGAAGCAGAGAGCUGCUGCCAUCCCUCCCAUUAUUUCUGAAGGUUUCUCAGAGGGGGUAUUGCAGAGUGGAAGCGCGAAGCCUCAGGUGCCUCCCCACGCCUUGGCUCUCUACCAGCAGCAGAUCACAAAAGCCCACGAGUCUGCCCGCGAGGACGUGCCCCCGAGCAAGCUGUCACAGUCCCAGCAGCAGCAGGCUGAGAAGGAGCAGCAGCAGCCCAGCAGCAGUCCCAGGGGGAAGAGCCGGAGCCCUGCUGUUGGAGAGAAGGAAGAGAAGUCCGUGCAUUUCUCGGCCAUUGCAGAGGUUCAGAAGCUGAGUGCUGAGUCAGUGGCUGCCUCGUGCUGGCCCCCUGUUCUGUCCUACCCCCGGGAUGUGAUCAAAACUUCUCCCCAGACGGAGCCCCACUUGUUCCAGUAUAACCCACCAGGACACCCCAUCCCACUCAACCUGCAUGAGAGCUCUCGCUCAGGGCUGCAGAGACUAGCCAGCAUCUCCAACCCUCCUCCCCUCAUCUCCUCCACCAAGCACCCCUCCGUGCUGGAGAGAUCCGUCGGAUCCAUUUCCCAGGGAAUGCCCAUCCAGCUCCACACACCCUACAGCCCCGAGCACGCCAAGGUCCCCGUCGGUUCCAUCACCAUGGGCCUGCCACUGACCAUGGAUCCCAAGAAACUGGUGCCUUUUCCUGGAGUAAAGCAGGAACAACUUUCUCCUAGAAGCCAGGCCAGCCAGCCAGAAAGUCUGGUUCUGCAGCCGUCCCAGGAGGGCUCCAUCCUGCGGGGUACUUCCCUCAGCUCUGCCUCGGGAGGAAGCAUCACCAAAGGAACACCCACAUCCAGACCCCCUCCAGAGUCACCCAUCACCUACCGAGGGUCCAUCACACACGGCACCCCGGCAGAAGUGCUGUACAAAGGAACCAUUACCAGGAUAAUCGGAGAAGACAGCCCCAGCAGAGCGGAGAAGGCGAGGGAGGAUGCCGUGCCCAAAGGACAUGUCAUCUACGAAGGGAAGAAGGGCCACGUGCUGUCCUAUGAGGGUGGAGUUGCUGCUUCUCAGUGUCCCAAAGAAGACAGCAGGAGCUCGGGAGCUUCCCAUGAGACCACAGGAACUAAGCGGACCUAUGAUAUGAUGGAGGGGAGGAUCAGCCGGGGCUUACCAACCCGUGAUACCUUAUCCACCAGCAUUGAAGGUCUCAUGGGUCGAGCGAUCCCUCCAGACCGACACAGUCCCCAUAACCUAAAGGAGCAGCAUCACAUGCGAGGCUCGAUUACACAAGGAAUACCUCGGUCCUAUGUGGAGGCCCAUGAGGACUACCUCAGAAGAGAAGCCAAACAGCUCAAGAGGGAAAACACUCCACCAAGGGACUUAUCUGAUGCCUACAAGGUCAGAUCUCAUGAUCUGACUCCUCUGAAAAUGAAAUCAGCCCAUGAAGACCUGGUAGCCACGGUGAAAGAAGCAGGAAGAUCAAUCCAUGAGAUCCCCCGGGAGGAGCUGAGGCGGACACCAGACAUCUCUCUGACCAGACCUCUGAAGGAAGGUUCCAUCACGCAGGGUACCCCGCUGAAGUAUGACAGCGGCUCUUCCUCCUCGAGUACCAAAAAGCAUGAUGUGCGGUCCAUCAUCGGCAGUCCCGGCAGGACUUUUCACUCUGUGCAUUCUCUGGAUGUCAUCCAAGACCCGAGGAAUCUGGAAAGAGCUUACGAAGAGAGCCUGAAAAACAGGCCAAGCCCUGUGACAAACUCGGGUGGCUCCAUCGCCAGAGGGGCUCCUGUGAUUGUACCCGAGCCGGGCAAACCCCACCAAAGUGCCCUCGGCUAUGAGGACCACCAGGCAGGGCACAGCACGGCCUUCAGCAGCCACUUGCACAGAGGGUCUCCAGUCUCCACGCGGGAGUCCACCCCACGGCAGCACGAAGCAGGGAGCAUCACUGCUGGGAAGCCGGUGUCCCAGGACAGAAAGAUCACCCCCACGUCGAGAGAGCUCACCAACUCCAAGUCCCCGCACGCCCCCGUGCCCGACCACCAUCACCCCAUCUCCCCGUACGAGCACCUGCUCCGCGGCGUCAGCGGCGUCGAUCUGUACCGAGGCCACAUCCCGCUGCCUUUCGACCCCGCCGCCAUCCCGAGGGGAAUCCAGCUGGAAGCAGCUGCUGCUUACUACCUGCCAAGGCAUCUGGCUCCGAGCCCCACGUACCCACACCUGUACCCCCCGUACCUCAUCCGGGGCUACCCGGACACGGCCGCCAUGGAGAACCGCCAGACCAUCAUCAACGACUACAUCACGUCGCAGCAGAUGCACCACAACGCCGCAGCCACGGCCAUGGCGCAGCGGGCGGACAUGCUGCGCGGGCUGUCGCCCCGGGAGCCCUCCCUCGCCCUCAACUAUGCAGCAGGCAUCAUCGACCUGUCCCAAGUGCCACACCUGCCCGUCCUCGUGCCCCCUACCCCUGGCACCUCUGCCACCACCAUGGACCGCAUCACCUACAUCCCUGGACCCCCCCAGACCUUCGGCAGCCGGCACAGCAGCUCCCCGCUCUCCCCAGGAGGGCCCACACACAUGACCAAACAGUCAGGAUCGUCGGUGUCCGAACGGGAACGGGAACGGGAGCGGGAACGAGAGAGGGAGCGUGAAAAAUCCAUCCUAGCCUCCACCACAGUGGAGCAUGCGCCCAUCUGGAGACCAGGUACAGAGCAGUCCAGCAGCCGUUCGUCCUCCCACUCCCACAGCCACCAGCACUCUCCCGUGUCCCCCCGCACCCACGAGACCAUCCAGCAGCGCCCCAGCGUGCUCCACAACACCGGCAUGAAGAUCAUCUCCUCGGAGACCCCCACCCCUUCCGUCCUACGGUCCUCCUCCACCACCACCACGUCGCCAAUCCGCUCUGCCGCCUUCCCCUCGGCCUCCUCCCUGCGCUCGUCCCUCAGCGCGGCCGACGGCUACACGGCCCCGCUGGACCCGGCCAUCCUGCAGAAAGAGGCCUCGAGGGUGCGGGAAGCCAAGACAGAACGAGCCCAGACUGACAACAACGUCUACACCUCAAAGCUGCCCAGCGGGGCCAACCUCGAGCAGUCGCCUUCGCCCAUUAAAGCCAUGGAGUCGAGACCUUUGCCCGCCUCCGGACCUGGCUCCUCUCAUCACUAUGGCAGAGGACAGGGGAAAAGCCAGCAGCACCACCACCCUCUGGACCAGCAGCACGCAGCCUCAGGCUCCGAGCAGCACAGUAGAGAAAAGAGUCAGAGUAAACGCUUCUCCAUGCAGGAGCAGGAGCUCCGAGGACUCGGCUUCCAUGGAGGCUACAGCCCCGAGCAGAUGGAAGCAGUGAGUCCGGUGAGCUCGCCCAGCCUGUCCCAUGAGAAAGGGGCCAAGCUGCUGCAGGACACAGAGAAGGGGCACGGGGAGCAUGACCUGAGGCAGAAGCAGCAAGGCUCGCUGAAGGCCUCGGCUCCGGACGCCGCGCACCUGCAGCACCUGAGGCAGCCCGACGGCCCCCAGUGCCAGCCCCUGCAGUCCAGCCAGAGCAUCAAGGGCAUGAACCAGCGCGUGGUCACGCUGGCCCAGCACAUCAGUGAGGUCAUCACGCAGGACUACACGCGCCAUCACCCGCAGCAGCUCAACUCCCACCUGCAGGCCCCGGUGUACUCGUUCCCCGGCGCGGCGUGCCCGGUGCUGGACCUGCGCCGCACGCCCAGCGAGGCCUACCUGCAGCAGCAGGAGCACGCCGCGGCCUCGCGCGUCUCCCCGCACGGCGAAGGGGGCAAGAGGUCCCCGGAGCAGGCCAAGGCGGCGGCGGGGGGGCCGGAGAGCUGCAUCGAGCCCGUGUCCCCACCCGACGGCGCGGGAGAGGCGGAGCACGCCAAGAGCGCCCCGUACCCCGUCCUGUUCCGCGAGGGAGAGCCCAUGGACCAGAGGAUGGGGUCCAAGUCCCCAGGAAACAACACUCAGCGUCCAGCUUUCUUCAGCAAGCUGACCGAAAGCAACUCUGCCAUGGUGAAGUCCAAGAAGCAGGAGAUCAUCAAGAAGCUCAGCACGACCAACAAAAACGAGACGGAGUACAAUGUGGGGCAGCCUGGGACAGAGAUUUUCAACAUGCCAGCGAUUACUGGAGCAGGGCUAAUCAGUUGUAGGAGCCAGUCGGUCCAAGAGAAUUCCAGUACCAACAUGGGGUUGGAGGCAAUAAUUAGGAAAGCCCUAAUGGGUAAAUAUGACGAGCAGUGGGAAGAGCGCUCACCUCUCAGUGCCAAUGCUUUUAACUCUCUGAAUGCCAGUGCAAGCCUGCCCGCUGCUAUGCCCAUAACUCCUGCUGAUGGACGAAACGAGGACGUGCGCUCCUUGCCAGGAGGAGGGGGGAAGCCAAAGAUCGCUGCCAGGCCCAACAGCCGCAAGGCCAAGUCGCCGGCGCCGGGUCUGUCCUCGGGCGAGCGGCCACCCUCGGUGUCCUCGGUGCACUCGGAGGGCGACUGCAACCGCAGGACCCCCCUCACCAACCGCGUCUGGGAGGACAGGCCGUCGUCCGCAGGCUCGACGCCGUUCCCCUACAACCCGCUGACCAUGCGGCUCCCCAGCGGGGUGGUGACGGCAGCGCCCAGCGCCCCGCUGCCGCAGGGCACCCCCGGCAGCCAGCACCACGCCUGGGACGAGGAGCCCAAGCCCCUGCUCUGCUCCCAGUACGAAACCCUUUCGGACAGUGAAUGAGAGGAGCCAGGGCAGGGAGACGGCGACCAAACCCGGGGCACGGGGAGCGAGCGGGACACCCGGGGCGAGCGCCCACCACCCCGGCCCCGCCGGCUCUCAUGAGCGAAGAUGCAGGAGCAGAGCUGUUUCAUUUUUCCCUUUUCCUUUUUUUUUUUUUUUUUAAUCCCUUCCCUCCCAGCCAGCCAAAUUGGUGGGGGAUGAUGGUUUUGGUUUGUUUUGGUUUUUUUUUCUUUUUUUUUUUUUUUUUUAAUUUUGUUUGGGUUAUUUUUUUCUCUUUCUCAACAUCUGGAAAUUUCUGCAUCCUCUUCGGUCUGAUAAAGAAAAGAAAAAAGCCUUAACGAGACAAAACCCAAGGAACCCAUCUUCGAUCUUGGCAGCCGUGCUGGGUGGUGACCCCCGUGCUCCAGAGGGACCGCGAGCGGCCGUGUGUCCGUCCCGGGGCCGCGGGGACGCUCUGCCAGCCCCGUCCCACGAGGGCUGCGGGAUGUUCUGCGGAGCUGGCGGCGGGCGGUGGGAUGCUCCCCCGCACCCGGCCGUGGGGAUGUGCCUCAGAAUCGCAAAACCUUGAGCGGGUUAAAGAAAAGAUGUAAAAACAAAACAAAAAAAAACGGUUGAGCAGUGAAACAGGACUGAACGCCCCGGGUCGGUUCCCUGGCUGAUCCGAGGGCUGGGUGCCCGGCGUUCCCGUGCCACGAGACGUAUCGGCCCCACGACGACACGCUUGGAAUGUGGCUGGGAGGAGCGGGCAGGGGAGGGGGUGAAGAGCUGUUUCUUAAAAAGAAAAAAACCCACAAAAAAUCCUGGUCCCUUGGAUGGAAGCAAUGCCGGGUGACUCGGAGCGGGCAGGGCCGUCCCGGGCUGGCUCACGCGCUGCCCGCCCAGGGGCUCGGUUGCUUUAAGUGCAUUGUUUUCUGAAUGGUGAGAAAAGGCAAUUGUAAAUUGUAUUGGUCUACAGGGUAUAUUUUUGAUACCUUCAGUGAAUUAUGUCAAUAUUUUACGCAAGGAAGGACUUGAACAAAACACAGUAUUACAUGCUGUAAAAGAGGUUCUGUUCUUACAUGGAGGCUUUGAUGCAUUUGUCCAUUGUAUGGAAGGGUUUUAAAAAAAAAAAGAAGGUAACAGUGAUCCAUCAAAGUUAUCUGGGAGUCAGGAGAAUGUAUGUACUUAGUUUAAAAAAAAAAACCAAACAAAAAUCUUGCCAUGGUUGCAGGGCCCCCCGUUACACACACCUUUGCUGGUUGUAGACGUUGAUUCUCCAGAGCCCUCCAAGCUGGCCAGGGCAGGGGCAGAGUGGGCAGGAGGCCAGCGUGGCAGGGAGUUCACAGGAAACUUUAAAAAAAAAAAAAAAAAAAAGGAAAAAAAGUUAAAAAAAAGUUUUUAUUGUAUUUUUGUGAUACACACGAAUGCUCUACUUUACAUUAUUUUUUUCAUUCCAUGAUGUUGGCUCAUAUCUGCAGUUACAUGGUUAAAGAACAAAAAUAUUAGACUUUUUUUCAUUCACUUCUGCUUUCUCGCUCUGGGGGGAAAAACAAAUGGCAAAAAAAAAAAAAAAAAGAAAAAAAAAUAAAAUGUAUUAAAUGCUUUGCAUUCUAUACGCUAGAGGAGCCCCAGCCCGGCCCAGCCCCGCAGCCUCUGGCAGCCCCGUGGGCUCAGGCACCUUCACCUUCCCCACGGAUCUUUCUUUUCCCCCUGCAACGUUCCCAGGUUGAUUCUGAUUUCAAAGCAAGAGAAUGAUGGUGUUUGUUGUUUGUUUGGGGUUUGUUUUGGUUUUUUUUUUUCUGUUGGGUUUUAUUUUUUUGUUUUGUUUUUUUACAAUGUACAGGUUUUUAAAUGUUCAUCAAUGUUUGUGUCUUUUCUGUUGUGCUUUUAUUUUUUUUUUUUUUUAAGAAAAAAAUCCAAGACAAUGCACAAGCGAUGUGGAAAGUUUUUGCGUUCCCAGGUUAUUGCUGCUGGUGUCUCUGUGGCUCUGAGCUGUACAAACUCACAGAGCUGAUGUCUGGGCAAAACGCUAUUAAAAUGUUGCAGAUUCUGCUGGGAAAAAAAAAAAAAGAAUUAUCCAAAUCUGACCCAUCUUCAAAGCCGCCUCCUUAGCUGAUUCGGAAAAAACAGCGGAAAAAACCCCGACCACAACAAAGAAUAAAGUUCCCACUUGGCACAGUAGCAA
Messenger RNA from Motacilla alba alba, 17486 nucleotides. It is a transcript of the gene NCOR2, whose product is annotated as nuclear receptor corepressor 2. The coding region runs from base 7838 to 15322 and encodes 2494 amino acids. Gene Ontology annotation, biological process: negative regulation of transcription by RNA polymerase II. The record is from RefSeq and is a predicted model, not a curated record. Gene Ontology annotation, molecular function: transcription corepressor activity. Lineage: Eukaryota; Metazoa; Chordata; Aves; Passeriformes; Motacillidae. The transcript is spliced from 47 exons.